AUGAUGAAAUUCGUAAUCCUAUUCAAGAUCUGGAUGCACUUACAGUUCCAGCAAAUAGUUAUCUAUCUCUAUAUCGAAGGUCAACUUCUUACCCAUGAUAAUAAAGUGCCAACAAAACUAAAAUUUAUUAAUAAUGCUAUAGCUUACUUGUUUCGUGAAAUACGUUUUGAAUUAAAUGAGGUAGUGAUUGACUCAAUACGUGAUGUAGGAUUAGUAUCAAGUAUUAAAAACUACCUUAGUCUUAACGAAAACCAAAGCCUGCAAUUGCAAAAUGCUGGGUGGUUUCCAAAAAGGAGUAGACUGGAAACUAAUAAAGAAGUCCCCACAAACAAUGUGUUGGUGGAUUCACAUGGAAACUUUAACGUCUGUAUUCCAUUACGAUUACUACUAGGUUUUUGUGAAGACUUUACCAAGGUCAUCUUAAACGUUAAAAUGGAGUUAAUACUAAUUCGGUCAAACGGUGAUAUUGACGCAGUAGUAAGCGAAGAUGAGAGCGAACGACCAAAAAUUAAUAUUACUAAAUUAAAUUGGGAAGUGCCACAUGUUACUCCUAGUAUUCGAGAACAGUUGCGACUUAAUAAGAUUUCACAUUCAAAUCAAGAACUUCCUAUUAAAUUUCGUAGUUGGCAAAUGAUGGAAUAUCCAGCCCUAAAUAACUCUACACGUCAUACAUGGUCAGUGCAAACCAGUACAAAAAUUGAAACCCCACGACACAUAAUUGUAGCUUUUCAAAAUAACAGAAAAUCGAAAUUAACAAAAGAUAUGAGUAAAUUUGAUCAUUACACUUUAAAAAAUAUCAAAGUGUUUUUAAAUUCUGAAAGAUAUCCCUAUAAUGAUCUUCAAAUAGACUUUAGAACUAAUAGGUUUGCCAAACUAUAUGAGAUGUUUGCUAAUUUCCAGGAAAGUUAUUGA
Diabrotica virgifera virgifera (western corn rootworm) is the source of this 912-nucleotide messenger RNA. RefSeq lists its product as uncharacterized. Bases 1 to 912 code for a protein of 303 amino acids. The transcript has a single exon. The record is from RefSeq and is a predicted model, not a curated record. NCBI's taxonomy places the organism in Eukaryota, Metazoa, Arthropoda, Insecta, Coleoptera, Chrysomelidae.